Messenger RNA from Penicillium atrosanguineum, 3267 nucleotides. RefSeq names its product 3'-5' DNA helicase (gene mph1). Gene Ontology annotation, molecular function: ATP binding; four-way junction helicase activity; four-way junction DNA binding. Lineage: Eukaryota; Fungi; Ascomycota; Eurotiomycetes; Eurotiales; Aspergillaceae. The coding region runs from base 1 to 3267 and encodes 1088 amino acids. The transcript has a single exon. Gene Ontology annotation, biological process: replication fork reversal; double-strand break repair via synthesis-dependent strand annealing; interstrand cross-link repair. The record is from RefSeq and is a predicted model, not a curated record.
AUGCCUUCGUCAGACUCCGAGUCAGAAUACUUCGAUGAUGACUUUGUAGAGCGCAGUACCUCCGACGGCGGUGCGCCCCCUCGCCCUGUCAAACGGCGUCGAGUGCAACUCCCCUCACGCGGGGAAGAAGAUGAUGACGAAGAGAAUGUUUCCGAGACUGACUCGUUCUCUGAUUUCGACGAGGAUCUACCAAACUAUCGCGAAUCCUCUGACGCGUAUGAAGACCGGCGAUCAAAGUCUCGGAGCUUCAUACCCAAAAAAAGCAACUUGCAGGAGAACAUGUUUGUAACGCAACUCACACAACCUGGCUCUAGCCCUGAGCGGAUUCGCGGCCCUCGGUGGAAAAAGCCAGAUCCUGACCCGCCACCUCUACCUAUGGCUCCUCCUGCUCCUCCUGCCUCGACGAAUGCGACGAGGAGAAAGUCCAAUCACUACUCCGACGAGGAGGAAGAGCUGAGAGCAGCAUUGGCAGCAUCGCUAGACGCCUUUGAAGAGGAGAAGUCAUUCAGGACUGCAGAGAACCCUAGUAUAUCGAAACAUACAGGCCCACCUCAACCUGUGUCUUCACAUGAGCAAAAUAACGGCUCCAUGGAUGUCUCUUUCGAGUUGGAGGACAUACCGGACGAUGCGUUCGAUUCUUCGCCAGCUCUGUCGCCGGUUGCACGUCCAGCCCGACUCCCUACAAUUGAAUCGAGCUUCUCGAGACCGCCAAAUCGACCGCAGCAUCUCCGACAAACCACACUCUUUGGCAUGGCCAUCCAGAACGAACCACCUAUGCCACGAGAAGAAGACUUCGCGCCACCUGAGAAAGUCGAACCCCCAACACAUCAUAAAUUGAACAAAGAUGCGCUCGACAAAUGGUGGUAUCCAACAAACCUGGGCAAUAUCCGUGAUUACCAGUUUAAUAUCACCCAGAAAGGCCUUUAUCACAAUUUACUGGUAGCCUUGCCAACUGGGUUGGGAAAGACGUUUAUUGCGGCAACGGUUAUGCUCAAUUGGUUUCGAUGGACCAAGGACUCUCAGAUCAUUUUCGUGGCCCCCACGAAGCCACUAGUCUCCCAGCAGGUAACAGCAUGUCUGGAUAUUGCUGGGAUUCCACGAUCCCAGACUACAAUGCUUACUGGAGGUGCAUCGCCUGGCAUCCGCGCAGAAGAGUGGCAAUCGAAGCGAGUGUUUUUCAUGACUCCCCAAACAUUGAUCAAUGACUUGAAGACCGGAAUCGCAGAUCCAAAGCGCAUUGUCCUGGUGGUCGUGGAUGAGGCGCAUCGUGCUACUGGCGGCUACGCCUAUGUCGAAGUGGUCAAAUUCCUGCGACGGUUCAACAAGAGUUUCCGUGUUCUCGCGCUGACUGCUACGCCUGGCUCGACCGUGGAAUCAGUACAGGCGGUUAUUGAUGGCCUCGACAUUUCACGAGUGGAAAUUCGCACUGAGAAUUCAAUUGAUAUUCGGGACUACGUCCACUCUCGGAAUAUCGAAAUUGAGACAUUUGAAAAUUCGGAUGAGAUGCUCUUUUGCAUGGACCUUUUAUCAACGACUUUGCGACCUCUAGUGGAACAACUUCGAACAAUGAAUGCGUAUUGGGGAAGAGAUCCAAUGGGUUUGACAGCAUUCGGUCUUACGAAGGCAAGACAACAAUGGAUGGCGUCCGAUGCCGGCCGAAAUGCCAACUUUGGUCUCAAGGGCAAAGUCAAUGCAAUUUUCACAGUCCUUGCAAGCCUGGCUCAUGCCAUAGACUUGUUGAAGUUCCACGGAAUCGUCCCUUUCUAUCGCCACAUCCAACAUUUCAAAUCGAAUACCGACGGACAGAAAAGCGGCAAAUGGCAGAAACAAGUUGUCCAGGACGAGAGUUUCAAGAAGCUUAUCAGCCAUCUCGAGCCCUGGUCCAAGAACCCAGAGUUUAUUGGCCACCCGAAAUUGGAGUAUCUCAAGUCCGUAAUCCUGAAUCAUUUCAUGGAUAGGGGCGAAGGAAAAGAAAAUAUCGAUGGCAACAGUCAACCAGGAACGCGAGUCAUGAUCUUUGUACAUUUUCGUGACAGCGCCGAAGAAGUGACUAGGGUGUUGAAGAGAUACGAACCUAUGAUCCGUCCGCAUGUUUUCGUGGGCCAAAGUAGCGCCAAGGGCUCAGAGGGGAUGGAUCAGAAAACCCAACUUAAGAUCAUCCAAGAGUUCAAGAAGGGCACAUAUAACACUAUCGUCGCCACGUCCAUUGGUGAAGAAGGGUUGGAUAUUGGUGAGGUCGAUCUCAUCGUGUGUUACGACUCCUCUGCAUCGCCGAUUCGCAUGCUGCAGCGAAUGGGUCGAACCGGCCGUAAGAGAGCCGGAAACAUUACGUUGCUCCUUAUGAAGGGCAAAGAGGAAGAUUCCUAUGUCAAGGCCAAGGACAACUAUGAGAAGAUGCAACAGAUGAUAGCCAGUGGCUCUCGAUUUACAUUUCACGACGAUCGAUCUGCUCGUAUCUUACCUGCUGGAGUACGUCCAGUGGCCGACAAGCGGAUCAUCGAUGUCCCCCAAGAGAACUCACAGCGAGAGCUGCCCGAGCCAAAGCGCAAAGGACGUGCGCCUAAACGACCACCGAAGAAAUUUAAUAUGCCUGAUGAUGUGGACACUGGCUUUACUCGCGCAUCAACACUCGAAGCAAGUUUUAGCAAGGCCAAGGCGAAAAAGCUUACCCCCAAGAAGAGAGUUAGAACCCCUACACCAGAACCAGUCGAUAUCCCAUCUUUGGACGAAGUGGUUCUCAAUGAUCAAGAACAGCGAGAUCUCGAACGGCGCUAUCAAAACAUCGGAGACACAUCGCCACAAUACAUCAGCGUCCCGCGAAAUGAUGCAUUUCCGCACCUCCAGCUUGUUUCGAGACCAAUCAAGUCUGUUCCGCAUGGCUCCCUUACCCGGCGAAUGAUCCAGACUCUACAAAAGAUGAACCAGGCUGGACCUGACUGCGAGCAUUAUUACAAGCAGAUCUUGGCUCGCGAACCCAUUGAACCUAAAAGUGGAUCAACAACAGAGCAUCGAGUCAGCAAUAAAUCAACAAAACCGUCGAAGGAUUGGACUUCUCGCCGAGUCGCAGUUCCAGACUCUGAUCACCAACCUAGACGGUCAUCUCCCCUCUUUGUUAGCGAGUUCGAUGAUGACUCUGACUCUGAUCUACCUGACAUAAACACGCUCAUGAGUAGCGCGUCGAAGGCUAAGGCUCAGAAUGCUCAUAAGGCCCACAAUCCUCGCAUUGAGAUUGAGGAUGACGGCGAGGACGAUUCAUGGAUAUUUUGA